Messenger RNA from Bombus pyrosoma, 1618 nucleotides. RefSeq lists its product as uncharacterized. The record is from RefSeq and is a predicted model, not a curated record. Bases 389 to 1618 code for a protein of 409 amino acids. Gene Ontology annotation, molecular function: growth factor activity; cytokine activity. The transcript has a single exon. NCBI's taxonomy places the organism in Eukaryota, Metazoa, Arthropoda, Insecta, Hymenoptera, Apidae. Gene Ontology annotation, cellular component: extracellular region. Gene Ontology annotation, biological process: BMP signaling pathway; SMAD protein signal transduction.
UUUGCUUCUAAAAAUAAAUUUAACGGUUAUAAAUUAGACAGUUAUCAUGACGACGAUACGAUGAUAACAUCAUGCCAUCCUUCUACGCUGUUGAUCUAUUGCCUAAGCUAUCUUUUCGAGGCCUAUCGCUUCAAUCGAUACAUACUUUGAAAUCUUUCCAAAAUCAACGUUGAAUAUAGAAAGGAAUAUAAGGUAUCUUGUUUCUCACGACAGUGAUCUUAGUAUAAAUAUACUUUGAAUUUCCUAAUUAAUCGAAAAACCCAAUUGUGAAAAUUAACUCAAGGAAUAUGUCAUAUAAUUGAAGUUUGGACCGACUUGCACACCACUAUGAUUCAUAGCGCACCAUCGAACUCUCGGACUAGCCUGGAGGUCGAGUGGCAGUCUGUCGAUGAUAAGGACAUUCCAGCAGCAAUUUCGAAUCCCUCCUUCCCAUUGGCAGUUAUUUAAAAGCCGUCCUUCAACCUCACCCACCGGCCAAGGAUUCAUUGGCAGUUGGAUGCCAAAUCCGAUCGACUUCGGUUCGAAAUCAUCCAAUUUUUCACUGUUUCGCGUCGAUUUAAAAUCCCUGAAACAAUCACCAAACCCUCCAGUGCUCUUCGCCAUGAAUCCUUCUCAAUAUAUCUUCUUACUCUUCGUUGGAACUUUCUGUGUCUAUGGAUUGUGGAAAACCAGUUCUCUUUCCUGGCGAACCUCCACGGUACACGCGAAAGCGUCGAUUCAGUUCGACCUCUCCAUUCCAUCGUCUUCUCCAUCCGUUUUCCGUCGAUUCUCUAACAAAACAAACAGAAAAACCAUCGGCAAAAGUCAUAAAAAGUAUCGUGGAGUCGUAUCCAAAUACAUGCUAGAGCUGUACCACCGCAGAUCAGACGUGGACAUAGUUCGAGCGUUAGAACCGAUCCAUGUGUCAGGUCCGACCAACGAAGGAGCCAGGAUUCUGGUAUUCUCGAUACCUCCGAUCGACCCAGACGAAGCUCUAGAGGUAGCAGAGUUGCUUGGCGUUGUUGGAUCCAUUCUCAGAGUGCGUUUAGAUCAUACGGACGCUUUUGGAAGCUGCAAAUCGAGGAGAGACGAUAGUUGGAGGGCUUUCAAUGUUACUUCAGCAGUGGCUGCAAGCAGUGGUAGUGCUGUCAGAUUCCGAGUAUACGGUAGAGUUGGUUAUCAUCCUUGCGGAGACGGCCCAAUCUUGUUAUUGAGCUACGCCAAAGUGAGGAAGAGGCGCUUAAGGCGUUCCAUUCAAGUAGAAGAGACGGACGAAGACGACGGUCCCCGAAGAAGACGUAAGAAUUCCUGCAGACGACGAUCUCUUUACGUAGACUUUGCACUGAUCGCGUACGACGAAUGGGUCGUUGCCCCGCCCGGGUACGAAGCCUACCAGUGCUCUGGGAAGUGCUUUUACCCGUUCGGCGAUCAUCUUAGCCCCACGAAGCAUGCGAUCGUGCAGACGUUAGUACACGGUGCUCUCCAGGCUAUCGAGGGUGGCAGCAAACCUGUUGGCAGAGCCUGCUGCGUACCGACGAGACUAGCGCCUACCAGUCUGCUUUAUCUGGAUGCCAGUGGAACUUUAACUUAUCAGUACGGCUACGAAGACAUGGUUGUUGCCGAGUGUGGCUGUCGUUAA